AGUGGGGCGCCCAUUUUUGGACAGCGCCGGCGACAAAGCAAGCAAUGAACAUCAAAGCGUCGUCAUCGCAGCACCACCUGCACACGCCGUCGUCACAGCACAUCGUGACGACGGGUGUGGGGAGUCCGAAGGGAGCUGUGUCGAACUGUUUUCACACGGGUAUGCCUGGCACGCCAACGCGAAAGUCGGCGAUCUCCAACAUGUCGACGUCCGUCAUGACACUCCAGUUGAAGAAGCUCGUGUCGAAGAAGAAGCGUCGCUUCAUCGACGACGGGUUCGAUUUGGACAUGACGUAUGUCACGCCGCGGAUCAUUGCGUUUGGUUAUCCCGCCGAACACCUCGAAGGCAUGUAUCGUAACCACUACAAGGACGUCUUCAGCUGCUUUGAGCAUCGUCAUAAAGACCACUACAAGGUGUAUAAUUUGUGCUCAGAGCGGCAUUACGGCAAGGAAAAAUUCCACAGCCGCGUGGCCGAGUACCCCUUUGACGAUCACAACCCUCCGCCGCUAUCGCUGCUCAUUCCUGCGUGCCAGGAUAUCUUUGAAUGGCUCGCCCAGCACCCAGACAACGUCGCAGCCAUCCAUUGCAAAGCAGGCAAAGGGCGAACGGGGGUCAUGAUCUGCGCCUUUUUGUUAUACAGCUCCGAGUGGGUGACGGCACAAGGCGCGAUGAACUUUUAUGGAAACGCGCGGUCGCUCAAUCAGCAGGGCGUGACCAUUCCAAGCCAGCGCCGCUUCAUUGAGUAUUUUGCUUUGAUGUGCCACGCUGACCAAUUUGACACGGCCGCCCAGCACGAACUUCGCAUGACCCGGGCGGAUUUUCAAGACCUAUGGGACAAACAAUGGCAGCAGCCGUCGCUGACUGACUCACCGACGUUGUCGCCGCAAUCAUCUUUGUCAUCAUCGUCGCUCAGUGGAAGUGGCGCAAUCGACGGGGACGCGAUGAUCGCGGCGGUGGAGGCCGAGUUGCAGCAGCUGCAGCCCUUGGCAGCCCUUCCCAAAGUGUUUCCGCAUUUGAGCUUGCCCAAAGUGAACAACGUGGUCUUGACAUCGGUCACCAUCACAGGGCUCUACCCCAAGCAUCGGAAGAUGGGUAAAAACGUGCCUCCCUCUCGAACUAGUUGGCAUCGUCGAAUGCUGACGUGCAUGUUCAUCCAGACAACCUCCGCGUCGAGGUGCAAGUGGGCUUUGAUCGGUCGUUGGUGUACGAUAUUUCUGCCGUGGGAACACCCCGAGUCGACGUGGACGACAGCGCGAGUGGCGAACCCACGGAAACCCUGCAGAUUCAAUGCCCGGAGAAGCGCGUGCUGCUCUUUGGGGAAGUUCUCGUCAUGUUGAAGGUCAAGCAAAAGGAAGUUGGCCACCUAUGGUUCCACACGUCAUUCUUGGACACGGACCACCACCGUCCACUUGUGAUCAAGAAGGCGGAGAUCGACAAGCUGCUCAAGGAUGCGAAGAAGGGCCACAAGGAGUUUGCUUCCAACAUGCAGGUCGUCCUUGCGUUCGCAGCACACGCGGACGACGCAAACGCCCAGCCGCAAGACACGACUGGUCUGUACGGAGAUCGUGCCACGUAUCGAACAUAAACCUCGAUUUAUUGAGGAGUGUACAACAUUCGUUUCGAUUGGCUGAAAUAAUGCAGGAUAGGCAAAUUGGCA
Molecule: messenger RNA, 1657 nt
Organism: Aphanomyces invadans
Lineage: Eukaryota; Oomycota; Saprolegniomycetes; Saprolegniales; Verrucalvaceae
Exons: 8
Coding region: 45-1337 (430 amino acids)
Biological process (GO): dephosphorylation
Cellular component (GO): cytosol
Molecular function (GO): phosphoprotein phosphatase activity; phosphatidylinositol-3,4,5-trisphosphate 3-phosphatase activity
Source: RefSeq, a predicted model, not a curated record